This is a messenger RNA of Schizophyllum commune H4-8, 1757 nucleotides long. RefSeq lists its product as uncharacterized. The coding region runs from base 125 to 1495 and encodes 456 amino acids. Gene Ontology annotation, cellular component: SCF ubiquitin ligase complex. Gene Ontology annotation, biological process: SCF-dependent proteasomal ubiquitin-dependent protein catabolic process. The transcript has 6 exons. Lineage: Eukaryota; Fungi; Basidiomycota; Agaricomycetes; Agaricales; Schizophyllaceae. Gene Ontology annotation, molecular function: protein binding. The record is from RefSeq and is a predicted model, not a curated record.
AGCUAACCAGCACCUUUGCUUUUCCUUCUACUCAGACGACUGGCAGCGGCUAAUAAUCAUCAAAUCUUAUACGUUCUCUGACCUGCAACAAAGAACGAAUAAGAUUUGAAGAUUAUUACCCAGAAUGCCUAUCCUAUCCGCACCGAAGCCGCCAGUCGACGAUUCGGACGACCUGCGCAAGUUCAGAGAAGCUUGGAAGGCAGAAGUACAACGACGACGAGGGCACGGUCAUCACCCCUCGACCGACUCCACUGCACAUGACACCGUCGACAAUGUUCAGGACGGUCAAGAUGACUCGGAAUGCCUCCCCUCCACCAGCACCGGCACUCCGGACGCCGCCCCCCGCAUACGAGGCAAAGUACCCACUGUCCAUCCCACCUCCACCAGCACCGUCCACUUGAACCCCAAGCUUACUGCCGCUCUCGACGUCUACCGGCGCGCUGUCCAGUGCGAGCAGAGGGGAGCUCUCGACGAUGCGCUCACGCUCUACCGGCAAGCGUUCCGGAUGGAGCCCAACAUCGACCGCCUGUACCAGAGGGAGGAGAUGAUUCUCACCAUGCUCGAGCCUCCACCCGCACCCCCUUCCGCGGACGAGACGCUAGCGGGACAGUUGCAGAAGGGACUCGUGCCGCAACCAGCGGUGCAGGUGCAGGGCGUCGUGACUGGUACACUGGCGAGCGUGAUCGCGGAGUUCCCCCACGAUGUAUCCUUCCAGCCAGAGGACGAGACGCAGGGCGUCCCACUCAACAUGCUUCCCGACGAAAUCCUUGUUCACAUACUUCUGAUGGUGGACGUGACCACGCUGGAGCGGUUCGCCACUGUCAGUCAGAAGACGCGGUUGCUGACUCUGGAUUCUGGGAUAUGGAGAGCACUUGUAGUCUCAACGUACCAGCCACCCCAGGUCCCCUCAAUGGAAGCAUUGACAUCCGUCGUCGCGAGCUUCCAGUCGGACUACCGAAGGUUAUACAUUGAGCACCCGCGAGUGCGGCUGGAUGGCGUCUACAUAGCUGUCUGUCAUUACGUUCGGCAGGGCCUCAGCGAGAACCACUGGGUGAACAUCAGCCACCUCAUCACCUACAACCGCUUCCUCCGCUUCUUCCCCAACGGUGAUGUCCUCACGCUGCUCGCGAACGAGGAACAUGCGCCGAAGGAUAUCAUCCCGCAAUUGAAGCCAGAGCUUAGGAUGCAGGGCCUUCUCCGCGGGCACUGGCGCAUAGUCGGCGACACCGUCGAGCUCACCAACCUCAUGGAUGCCAGCGGACGCUACGAGCCGCGACGCCCCCGCCGGGGCUCGCACGCGCAACAUAACCCCCCUCGGCCGCGCUACGCCUUCACUAUGGACCUCCAGCUCCGCUCCCGGCCGCUUGGGCGUUGGAACAAGCUCGAGAUGGCCUCGUACAACGUGAUGAAUUUGGAGACCGGGGACAUCUCGCCCGUGGCGCUGAAGAACGAGCGCCCGUUCUGGUUCUCCAAGGUCAAGUCGUACGCGAGCUGAGGUGUGGCAAAGUGUGUCAUCUGUCGAUACGGGCGGAAUCUACAUGCUAGACCUUGCAGAUUAUCUCACUAUAGUAGUGUCUUCUCCAUCCGUCAUGCUACCGCCUCGCCUCCAGGCAUACUACGUGCAGUUGUACGGGCUAGCGACGCGAUGCGCAGACUAUAGAUGUGAAUCAGCGGUGCGCUCACAUGCAAAAGCACACCGAUUUCGAGCGUGGCCACCGUGAAGGAAACAAUCAAUCGGCAUCACUGUUGGAAUCUUG